AUGUCGGCCACAAACGGAGUGCUAACCCCUCCGUCACCACUUGGCUCCACCACCGCAUCGACAUCGACAUCGACAUCGGCCACGAAACGCAAGCGCUCAUCCAGCGGAGACCAUGGUCAAAUCAACGGCAUCGACACUCGGCAGAACGCGGAAGAAGAAGCGGCGACGGCAACAGAGAGUCGGUCUCAAGCGCUGUUCGCGGACAUACUGGAACUGUUGAAAAGCUAUGACACUACGCCCUCGUUGUUACAUCAUCCUCUCACCGACAAGACGCAUCGAUCGACUUCCGGAGAGCCGACCGCAAAACGGAAAAGGCUGUCGCAGUCGUCAGAACCCACUUCGAUUGCCGCCCGGCUGCAGGAAGGAACAUACUCGUCCUUGGAUGAGUUGGUGGAGGAUGUGGACGCGGCUUCGUCGGCUUUGCUUGAGCCUUUGAAGGCCAGAGAAGCGGCAAAGAGCCCAGGAAAAGGAUCCAAACACGACCGACCGACUCCCGAGCAUUCUCCUCAGGACACUCGCUUGAUCACCGGCACACUCGCGUUCAAGAAAGUGUUGAAUGACAUCAUCCUCCGACGAUCCCAAAUUAAACCCAGAGUAACCGCUACCCGGACGGAGCCGGGGAGUGUCAACAAGAGCCCGGCUCUCACCAAUGGCAUUAAGGAGGAGCCUGCUGCCCGCGAUUUCGCUGAUGCACUGAAGGAUGGGAGGACGGUGCUCACCUUAUACGCUAACGCUCAAGGCCCAAGGCAGCUGUUCUCGAGUCUGCAGACGCCAACACGGGUUGGGCCGUCUCCAGAUACGCCGUCAUCAAACCUGGACAUCGCUGUCGGAGUUACAUUACCGUUACCCGAAGACAGCCUGCCCAAUGUGCUCAGUACCACCAAAAUCCUUAAAGAAAACGCGGAAGAUGCGGUAAGCGGCAAAAAACGCGGCCCUACAUUCGGUGACCUUUUCGCGCCUCCCGCAUCGGUACCCAAGCUCAGCCCACCCAAACCCGCUAAGCAAUCGACAACCCGUGGCUCCACCGUCCAAUGGGCACCACACGACGCUAUCUCGAGAGGCCGUAGAGGAUCGACCUAUACAACACAGCCGCUCACGACCGGGCAGUGGCUUGGCUAUGGCGGCGUAGAUGCGCCGCAGGAGCCAUCCUCUCCCACAGCGAAACGAAGGCAAAGGGAUCGCGCGCUCAGUACUGGGGAGUCCAAGCCGCCACUCUCGGAAGCAGAUGCCGCUGUUAUUCAGCAGGCAAAAGCUGAUGCGCUGUUUCGGAGCGUUUAUUCGAGUUUUGCCCCCAGCCGCGAUGACGCGAUAGCAAUUGUGCCGGAAGAGCUGAAAAGCCGGAUGUGGUGGCAUAAGGCUGGUGAAAACCGACUGCUGGAAUCCGCAAUCGAUCCAGCGCUCCUGGCACUUCAGCCUGGUCAAGCGGCGGGCGGCCGUAUCACCGAUGGGCAAACUGAAGAAGACGAGGAUUUCAAAGCAGCCAUCGAAGAUUUUGAGCCAGAAACAAUCGAGGGUGCUUAUGGCUCGGAAGUUGCGGACAAGCAAGCCAGGGAGGUUGAGGAGAUUCUAAGAGACAUCUCAGAGCUGCUGGAGACUCUCCACUCGUACCAGCGAAUUCGGAACGCGACGCUCACGUCGACGCCACGAACUCCGGCAGCGCAGAGUGCGCCAAUCGCAUUGGUCACCGGCAGUCCGUCGAGUCCCUCGGAAGCAGAGAUUGAUGUGUACAAGAUGUUGAAGACUCAACUAUCGUUGAUGAUCGCGACCUUACCACCUUACGCGGUUGCUAAGCUAGACGGUGAGCAGUUAGCCGAGCUCAACAUCAGCAAGAACAUUAUGGUCGAGACUAAGGACUAUCGGGGUGUCAUGGAAGAGGACGCCGUAUCUCUUCUGGUGAAGUCGGCUCUUAGUGCUGCAGCCGGAGCAACAACGCCUCGCGUCAGCUCAGGUGGCGCGGCUCAUCCAUCGCAGUACUCGGCCUCGUCGAGCCAGUAUGCGCGUCCGCCGUCCAGCGUCCAGGUGCCCAUUGCUCGUUCCGCCGCGCAUCCAGCAAGCUAUCUCCCGCACCAGCAGCCUCCGGCUCGGACACCUUCCGGGCCACUUCCGCGAUCAUCCAGCGGCAAUCUAUCGUAUCCCGCAACUUACCCUUCAAGUACUCCACGGCCCUCCUACGGCUCGGCGACCUACGCCCAGCAAACACCACGCGCAAGCUACAGCCAAUCCAACUCGCAGCAGUACUACCAGCAGCCCUCAACUCAGCCCAAACCGGCCUACACCCCGCAUCAAUACUACCAGUCCACCCCAACAUCGCAGUACCAAAACCGCUACCAGCCGAACCCAUCCGCAUACCAACCACGCCCACCCUCCACCCAACCAGCCUACAACAACUACACCGCCUCCUCGCAAUCCCCACACCCCCGCACCGCCUCCCCCCUCAAAGCCCCCCUCCCGCCCACCAGCACCGCACAGGGCCAAUACACCCAACCCCGCUCCUCCGCCUCCGCCUACGCCACCCCGGCAACAAACCCCUCCCAGCACCGCCAGUACUACCAGCCCUCCAGCACCGCCACGAACCAGGCACUACCGGCACCACCACCGCCGCCGCCAGCGCAACAGUACAUGGCCCAACCCGCUACUCCGUCCGCGCUCGGCCCCACGGGUUAUCACACCAGCAUGACGACGGCGGAGCAGCAGAUUAUGAUGGAUCGGCAGAGGGCGCAGUUGGCGAUGCAGCCGGGGGCGGCGGCGGGGAGGGUGCCGCAGGCGAAUAUGGGGGGGCGCGCGAGUGGGACGCCGCAGCCGGGAGUUGGGACACCGGGUGGGCCGACGGGUGGGGGGUUGGCGGGGCAGGGGCAGGUUAAUGGGACGGCGGUGCAUGCUUCGUAA
Coniosporium apollinis CBS 100218 is the source of this 2886-nucleotide messenger RNA. RefSeq lists its product as uncharacterized. Bases 1 to 2886 code for a protein of 961 amino acids. The record is from RefSeq and is a predicted model, not a curated record. NCBI's taxonomy places the organism in Eukaryota, Fungi, Ascomycota, Dothideomycetes. The transcript has 2 exons.